Molecule: messenger RNA, 1738 nt
Organism: Sinocyclocheilus anshuiensis
Lineage: Eukaryota; Metazoa; Chordata; Actinopteri; Cypriniformes; Cyprinidae
Gene: parvb
Product: parvin, beta
Exons: 14
Coding region: 385-1479 (364 amino acids)
Biological process (GO): lamellipodium assembly; actin cytoskeleton organization; establishment or maintenance of cell polarity regulating cell shape
Cellular component (GO): focal adhesion; actin cytoskeleton; cytoplasm
Molecular function (GO): actin binding
Source: RefSeq, a predicted model, not a curated record
UAUAUAUUAUAAACCACUUGUUUUCCUCAUUUGGAUAAAGGCAUCUGCUAAAUGAAUAAAUGUAAAUAGAGCAAUGGUUUUUUUAUGUAGAAAGUUGUCUUAUAAUAAUGAUUUAUGUAGUUUUAUAUGCUGUAAUAACAGAGGUCUUAGUUAGGUGGAUGUGUUAUGUGUGUGUUCAGUAUCUUUCUAUGACUGACUCUAAGGGUAUGGCUCAAGAUGUUAGAACACUUUUCCAGAUAUGACUAUAUAAAUGACUGACUCAAAAUAUAUCUGCAGUGAAAAUGUGCUCAUACUUACUUUUUUGCUGAUAUUUCACUAUCACUAUUGGCGCUGCUUUCUGUUAAAUUCUUCACCACACCCAGAGAAAACGCCGCAGCGGAGCAGAUGGCUGCGAACCCCACCAAACCAUCCGGACAGACGGGCAAGAUGAAGAAGGAUGAGUCGCUGCUGGGAAAACUGGGAGGAACGCUAGUUCGCAAAAAGAUUAAAGAAGUGAGUGACCUUCAGGAAGACGGUAAGAAUGCCAUCAACGCCCCCCUCCUGUACGCCGGCCCAGAGCUGCUCCCUGAGGACACGCUGCUUGAAGAAAAUGCAGAGAGGACCAUUCUAGACCCCACUUCCAGAGAAGACCUCAAUUUUAAAGACCUCCAGAAGGUUCUCAUUGACUGGAUCAACAGUGAACUGGAGGAGGACCGAAUCAUCGUGAAAGACCUUGAGGAAGAUCUGUAUGAUGGACAGGUGCUGCAGAAACUGUUCGAGAAGCUGUCGGGUCAUAAGCUGAAUGUGGCAGAGGUGACGCAGUCAGAGAUCGGACAGAAGCAGAAACUGCAGACGGUUCUAGAGGCUGUUAAUGGAGUUCUCAGACCGCUGGACUGGAACACGGAGUGGAGUGUCGACUCAAUCCACUCUAAGAACCUGGUGUCCAUCGUGUACCUGCUGCUGGCACUGGCCAUCUACUACGCGGCACCCAUCCGCUUACCUGAGCAUGUGUCCGUCAAGGUGAUCGUGGUCAAGAAAAAGGAGGGAAUCCUGCAGACUGCUCAUGUGACCAAACAUCUCACAAGUACCACAACAGAAAUGAUGAUUGGAAGAUCAGAACGUGAUGCUUUUGACACCUUACUGGAUCAUGCACCUGACAAACUGAAUGUAGUGAAAACAUCGCUGAUUACAUUUGUGAAUACACACUUGAACAAACUGAACCUGGAGGUGACGGAGCUGGAAUCACAGUUUGCAGAUGGUGUCUAUCUGGUGUUACUGAUGGGAUUGUUAGAAAAUUACUUUGUGCCGCUGUACAACUUCUACCUCACGCCUGAAAGCUUCGAACAGAAGGUGCAUAAUGUCUCAUUUGCUUUUGAGCUCAUGCAAGAUGGUGGAUUACAGAAACCCAAAGCGAGACCAGAAGACGUGGUGAACUUGAAUCUGAAGUCAACACUCAGGGUGCUUUACAACCUUUUCACCAACUACAAGAACUCAGAGUAGCACUGAAAGCGAUCCGAGGAAAGUCGCUACAUGCCUCACUCUGCGCUCACACAUGCACACACAUCCCUGGUGUUACUUUUGUAUGUAAGAAUGCAAUAUUUUGUAUUAUUUGGCUUAUUUAUGCCCAGAAUCGAAUGUAUUCAGCCUUAAUGAUGCGUCAGUGUAGCAGCUCAUUCAAAUAUUUUAUUUUUCUCGCAUUUGACUUACGCAAACGAGGCCUGGCAUUGCUUUAAGCACUACUUCAUUAAAAAGUCAUUCA